Molecule: messenger RNA, 528 nt
Organism: Cooperia oncophora
Lineage: Eukaryota; Metazoa; Nematoda; Chromadorea; Rhabditida; Trichostrongylidae
Source: the annotation of a GenBank genome assembly
AUGACUGUGAUGUCGAAGACGAGUCCAAAUGUCGACGUGUGCGCUCAGAAAAGCCAUGGUCUUCCAUUCGAGUUCUGCUCUGAUUUAUCAUUAUCCGUAUGCUUUUCUACAGACUGCCCAUACGAUCGUAUUAAUGGCACUGUGGGACCCGGAUGCGCAGAUUCUAACGGUGCAAAAUGUCACCGACAGUGUGUAGCCGGAUGUACGGUACCGGAUGAUGACACAGCAUGCUACGGAUGUUUGCAUUACAAUCACAGACCGUGGGGGUGCAUGCGUCGAGAAAUGUCCAGCGAAUCUGUUCGUGUACCUAAACCGUCGAUGCAUCACGGAAGCGGAAUGCGAUUCGUAAUAGAUCAGAGAGAUAUUGAUGUUGAUUUGUUUUGCAGGAUGUCAGCACUACGAGGGGGUAAAGACGUCUAUAAACCAGCUAAUGGAGUUUGUGCAACGAUUUGUCCUGAAGGACUGGAAGAAGGUAAGGUCGAGGAAGGUUAUGUCGACUAUCAACUUUCAAAAUGGGUUGCAUUAUAG